AUGGGAAUAUUCACCAAGGAUGAGGGAGAAAACGGCAAUAAGACGGCAGCUCGAGAGCUGCUGCCGCCAGCACUGCCAGAGGUGCUUCUUUUGACGGCAGGCACCACCACGUCGUUGUUCGUGGGGUACCAGCUCUUUCGUCGGUUUCUGAGAAUCCGAACAUACCUUGAUCUUACCUCCAGCAUCAUCGAGAAGCAGCGUCCACUAUACGGAAGAGUCACCAGGGUAGGAGACGGUGACAACUUCAGGUUCUACCACACGCCUGGUGGAGCGCUACUUGGCUGGGGCUGGUUACGAGAAGUGCCCACUGGCAGAAAGCUCAAGGACGAGACGUUGAUGAUAAGACUCUGUGGCGUGGAUGCCCCUGAGCGAGCCCACUGGGGCAAUCCAGCACAGCCCCACUCGGAAGAGUCGUUGCAGUGGCUCCGCCAGUACGUGAUGGGCCGCAACGUCACCAUCACACCGUACCUGAUCGACCAGUACAAGCGGGUGGUGGCUCGGGCACAGGUGUGGAAAUGGACGGGAAGGAAGGACGUGAGUGCCGAGAUGUUGAGAGGUGGCUACGGCAUGGUGUAUGAGGGUAUGAUAGGAGCUGAGUUUGGUGACAACGAGUCGUGGUACCGUCGACUCGAGGCCAAAGCCAAAAAAUCGAAAAAGGGAAUAUGGGGCUUAAGCAACCUAGUGACUCCAGGCGAGUAUAAGAAAGAGCAUCGAGCAUAG
Messenger RNA from Suhomyces tanzawaensis NRRL Y-17324, 720 nucleotides. RefSeq lists its product as uncharacterized. Gene Ontology annotation, cellular component: mitochondrion; cytoplasm. Lineage: Eukaryota; Fungi; Ascomycota; Pichiomycetes; Serinales; Debaryomycetaceae. Bases 1 to 720 code for a protein of 239 amino acids. The transcript has 2 exons. The record is from RefSeq and is a predicted model, not a curated record.